Messenger RNA from Pneumocystis jirovecii RU7, 357 nucleotides. RefSeq lists its product as uncharacterized. Gene Ontology annotation, molecular function: structural constituent of ribosome. Gene Ontology annotation, cellular component: mitochondrial large ribosomal subunit. The coding region runs from base 1 to 357 and encodes 118 amino acids. The transcript has 2 exons. NCBI's taxonomy places the organism in Eukaryota, Fungi, Ascomycota, Pneumocystomycetes, Pneumocystales, Pneumocystaceae. The record is from RefSeq and is a predicted model, not a curated record.
AUGACAUCUUUUAGAAGAUCGUUAUAUUUUAAUUCUUUUUUUUCUAAUAAAAUAACGUUUAAAUAUUCAAGACAUUUUUUAAACUUAACAAAAUAUAUUCUAAUAACUAGGGGUGAUUAUAGACAUUUUUCUAUUAAAACUUUGGCUCCAGAAGGCACAAUUUUAAAAGGAAUUAACAUUUAUAAAAAAGGUUCAGAUCCUGUAGCACUUAAAGAAUCAGAAUAUCCAAAUUGGUUAUGGAAAAUCCUAGAUGAGGAUUCAAGUAUUCUUGAUAAGGAAAUAAUAAAAAAAAAAGAAUAUAAAAAAAAUAAUAAAGAAAAAAUUAAAACCAAUAACUUUUUAAAAAGUCAACUUUAA